Fraxinus pennsylvanica is the source of this 1815-nucleotide messenger RNA. The record is from the annotation of a GenBank genome assembly. NCBI's taxonomy places the organism in Eukaryota, Viridiplantae, Streptophyta, Magnoliopsida, Lamiales, Oleaceae.
AUGGAAGCUCUCUGUUUUGUCCCUGCUCAGUCACCCCUCCUCCGAUCCAAAUUCACCACGAAUGCCCCCGUCAAAUCACCCUCCACAACUGUAAAAACGAACCGCGUAAAGCCGUUUAUUGAAGCCACGUUAUCAAAAUCGACGGGGGAUAUUUCACCGGCCGUGGACAAGUCUCCGCGGGCUGCAUCAUUGGCGGCGGCGCCGCCAUUGUUGAAAGUGUCCCCGAGCUCUCUGCACUGCGAGAGCGGGUACUUGAUACCGAAUUUUCCAGAUGGUAAUGGUGCCUUAAGCGAUGGUGCUUUGAAUGCUAUGCAGUAUUUGACGAACAUUUUGUCGUCCAAGGUGUACGACGUGGCGUACGAAUCUCCAUUGCAGCUGGCGGAAAAGCUCUCGAAACGGUGGGGGGUCAAUGUCUGGCUCAAGAGGGAGGAUUUACAGCCUGUUUUUUCAUUCAAGCUUCGAGGGGCAUACAAUAUGAUGGCAAAACUUCCACAGGAACAAUUGGAAAGAGGAGUCAUAUGCUCAUCAGCUGGAAAUCAUGCACAAGGAGUGGCAUUAUCUGCCCAGAGAUUGGGCUGCGAUGCUGUGAUUGCUAUGCCUGUUACUACACCAGAAAUCAAGUGGAAAUCAGUAAAAAGUUUUGGGGCAACAGUUGUACUUGUAGGGGAUUCUUACGAUGAAGCACAAGCAUAUGCAAAGAAACGGGCUGAGGAUGAGGGGCGCACUUUCAUUCCUCCCUUUGAUCACCCAGAUGUCAUAACUGGGCAGGGGACAGUUGGAAUGGAGAUCGUACGCCAAAUGAAAGGCCCAAUACAUGCGAUAUUUGUGCCAGUUGGAGGUGGCGGGCUUAUAGCUGGUAUUGCUGCCUAUGUGAAGAGAGUUUCUCCAGAUGUAAAGAUUAUUGGAGUCGAACCAUAUGAUGCAAAUGCAAUGGCAUUAUCAUUGUACCAUGGUCAGAGAGUAAUGUUGGACCAAGUGGGAGGUUUUGCAGAUGGUGUAGCAGUUAAAGUGGUUGGUGAAGAGACUUUCAGUGUGUGCAGAGCACUAAUAGAUGGGGUAGUUCUUGUUGGCCGUGAUGCCAUUUGUGCAUCAAUAAAGGAUAUGUUUGAGGAGAAAAGGAGCAUUUUGGAACCAGCAGGAGCUCUUGCCCUUGCUGGAGCUGAAGCAUACUGCAAGUACUAUGGACUCAAUGGUGAAAAUGUAAUAGCUGUAACCAGCGGAGCUAACAUGAAUUUUGAUAGAUUGAGGUUGGUAACUGAACUUGCAGAUGUUGGUAGACAGCGCGAAGCUGUACUUGCAACUUACAUGCCAGAGGAGCAUGGAAGCUUUAAGAGAUUCUGUGAGCUUGUAGGACCAAUGAAUAUUACUGAAUUCAAAUACAGAUAUAAUUCUGAUAAGGAGAAAGCUCUAGUACUAUACAGCGUUGGCCUUCACACAAAAUUAGAACUUGAAGCAAUGGUGGAGAGGAUGAAAUCAGCUCAGCUACAAACCAUUAACCUUACAAAUAAUGACCUGGUCAAAGACCAUUUACGACACCUGAUGGGAGGCCGAUCAAAUGUUAAAGAUGAGCUUCUUUGCCGUUUUGUUUUUCCUGAAAGGCCAGGAGCUUUGAUGAAAUUCUUGGAUGCUCUGAGUCCACGUUGGAAUAUAAGUUUGUUCCAUUAUCGGGGACAGGGAGAAACUGGCGCAAAUGUGUUAGUUGGCAUUCUAGUUGCUCGCACUGAUAUGGAUGAGUUCAGGGACCGUGCAAACAGUCUUGGAUAUGAGUAUGAACUAGAAAGUGAUAAUGAAGCGUUCCAGCUUCUGAUGCGAUGA